Anopheles moucheti is the source of this 668-nucleotide messenger RNA. It is a transcript of the gene Cbp20, whose product is annotated as nuclear cap-binding protein subunit 2. The transcript has 2 exons. The coding region runs from base 61 to 552 and encodes 163 amino acids. Gene Ontology annotation, molecular function: RNA cap binding. NCBI's taxonomy places the organism in Eukaryota, Metazoa, Arthropoda, Insecta, Diptera, Culicidae. The record is from RefSeq and is a predicted model, not a curated record. Gene Ontology annotation, cellular component: nuclear cap binding complex. Gene Ontology annotation, biological process: mRNA cis splicing, via spliceosome.
CGCUAGCGGCGUUGUUUGGUGCGCUGUGAAUUUUACCCCAAAAGUUAAAAGCAUUCAAAAAUGUCUUCUCAAAUCCAGUCCGUUCAUACACCAUCGGUAUCGUUGAGUAAAUAUCGCGACCAGCAUUUCAAGGGCUCGCGCCACGAACAGGAAAAACUUUUGCGACUUUCCUGCACACUGUACGUGGGUAACCUUUCGUUCUACACCACCGAAGAACAGAUUCAUGAGCUCUUUUCUCGGUGUGGAGAUGUGCGGCGUAUCAUUAUGGGGCUGGAUAAAUUCAAGAAAACACCGUGUGGAUUUUGCUUUGUGGAGUAUUACUCACGGUUAGAUGCGGAGAGUGCGAUGCGAUACAUCAACGGUACACGGCUGGACGAUCGGAUCGUGCGUGUCGACUGGGAUGCUGGGUUCAUCGAAGGCCGUCAGUAUGGGCGGGGAAAAACGGGAGGACAGGUGCGUGACGAAUACCGGCAGGAUCACGAUUUGGGUCGAGGUGGUUACGGCAAGAUGGUACAGAUGGGCCAACUGGGCGCUCCUUCAAUGCGCGAAUAGAGAUCGUGUCGGCAUCAGCAUGGAAACACGACCGGGGUUAGGAUAACUAAUCUAUAAAUGUAAAUUUCUCAUAAGCGUAUAAUUAAGCGAAUGAAAUCAUUUUCUACAACCGGAAA